CAUAGUCGACUUUGCCUCAAUGUCAAAUUAUUUGAUUUCAAUACAAUUCUACAUAGAACUUGUACAAAAUUUCUAACUAAAUUUUCUCGUACCUUGUUAAGCGGGGGUACACUCUUUCUUCAGUUUUUAAGCCCAUUUGAUCUUCAACAAUGUGGAUGUAUCUAGCAAAUCGUGCCUUUUUGAGUGCUGCAAGUGCCCAAAAAGGAUUACGAGAUAUUGAGGACCAAGGCAUGGUGGUUCUAUCAUCGCCCUCAGCUCAGUAUGAUGUUGAUGAUGGGGAUGACGAUGCCUCGGAGAGCGUUCACUUGGUCAAUCCAUCAAUGAAUGAGCUAAUGCAGGCCAUUCACACUGCCAACCAGAGGCAGAUAAUAAUAACCCAGCCCGGGAUUCAUAAUAAUUUCCAGAGUGGAGGUGGCACCUUCAGGGCCAUUGAUAAUGUGGGAGGAGUGGAGGAGUCCCAGCCCAAUUCCCUGACAUUUGUGGGCAUGACGGGAAAUGUGCAAGAUCGCAUCGAUUACUAUCCACACUUUGUUCGAGAGAUCUGCUCGAAUGUGGUUGAUCCAGAGUAUUUGCAUAGAGCUCUAUCCUUCGAUGACUUGGACUUUGUGGAUGGUGAUGAUGCCGCUGGUGAUGCUGCUUCUGCUGCUGCUGCUAAUGCUAAUCCCGAUGAUGUUGAUGAUGGUCUGCCCUCCAUGAACGGAGUCUCUCCCUCUCCCAUUGAUCUUAUGCUAUUGCGGGCUCUCUCCGCGGGUGCACUGAUGACCAUACCGGGUGAUGAUAAUUUACCCCAGCAAAUGGCAAUCCUUAAGCUACCCCCUCAUCCUUGUCAGCAAUGCAAGGGUGACCAGGAUCCGAUGACGAUAGCUCCGUAUUGGGGCCCAGGAUAUUGGAUUACCUUGGCCCACAUUGCGAUGGCAAUCGCCUGCCAUCGUUGGGAUCUAUGAGGAGGUCCACAUUUUUGUGUUAUUUGUUUGUUUUUCUUUUGUUCAGUUUUGGGAAGGGGAACAAGAUGAUUUGUUAUAAAUCAUUUUACCUAUUCGACAUAU
Messenger RNA from Drosophila serrata, 1046 nucleotides. RefSeq lists its product as uncharacterized. The record is from RefSeq and is a predicted model, not a curated record. NCBI's taxonomy places the organism in Eukaryota, Metazoa, Arthropoda, Insecta, Diptera, Drosophilidae.